CGAGGGGGACCCGGCAGUCUCCGCUGGUACACCGAGCUGCGUGUUACCUCGUUCCUCGAUUACUGUAUCACGUUCUCGCCAUAAUCAGCGUCGACGCGCGUCCGAUCUGACAGCUCUUGUGGUACAGUCGCGGCUUCACGUCGUCGUAACACGCGCGCGCAUACACACACACACACACACACACUCACACUCACACUCACAACACACCCUAUAUAUAUAUACACAUUUUUACACACGACUCACAGAUACACACGCUGGUGACCGAAGAACGCGAUCCAACCCCGUGACACACGCGCAUCGUGUGCAUAGAAGAUCGUUUGCGGGCACAUCGGACGCGAACGAAGAUAAAAGAGAGUUGGAGCAGUGCGAAGACGGGCACAAAGCGUGAUCGGGGGCCAAAGUGAACAGGGAUACGGGACGAGAUACUAGGUGGUGUGAGAGCCAGGUGCACGGUCCCCGUUUCGUCUAGACGUCAUCGAGGAGUAACACGUGCAGAUCGAGCAACGUGUGUGACUUGAAACGGCGACCAAGCACGACAAAAGCGCGCAAGGAAAUUACCGAGAGGAAUAGUGGAUAAACGUCCAAUAGGAUAUUCCAAGGGUAUUACGGAACUAGUGAUCUUCCACUGACGUCACUUGGUGCUUUCGUGCUUCAACGGAGCAACCAGAAUAGUGUGUUAGCUGGCCUGACAGAGACACAUUUAACAAUCAGAGGGUGGGUUUAACGAACGAGCAGCACCGUAGCCAAAGUUCCGAGCCACUGUCGACCCUGGUGUCGUCGAGUGGCUGAUCGUCGAGUAACAGCGACGCGUUUGCAGCAAGACGGCCGAUCGUGUGAACGUGCUGCAUAAUAUUCCGCGGCUGCCACGUCCAGCAACAGCCCGAAGAUUCUCCCAGCAAAGGCCAAGAUGCACAUCGAGGUGCAGGUGGCGCUCAACUUCGUGAUAUCGUACCUUUACAACAAACUGCCUCGUAGGCGGGUGAAUAUCUUCGGCGAGGAACUGGAGAAAGCGCUAAAGGACAAGUUUAAGGGUCACUGGUACCCAGAGAAACCGUUCAAAGGAUCCGCAUUCAGAUGCCUGAAGACCGGCGACCCGGUGGAUCCCGUGCUGGAACGAGCCGCGAAAGAGAGCGGUGUACCGAUCCAGGAUAUCCUGGAGAACCUUCCGGCGGAAUUGGCCGUCUGGGUGGAUCCCGGCGAGGUGAGCUAUCGCAUCGGCGAGAUGAACGCGGUGAAGAUCCUCUACUCUGAGACUGGGGACCCUCACGACGACAGCUCGGCCGAUCGCGAGGUGACCAAGACCUUCAAUCCCGAGGCUCAGUGCUUCAGGCCCAUCGAGGCUGUCGGCACGUCACUCGGAGGGCUCAGCCUGAGCCCCAAGUCCACCUCGCCGUUCCCCAGCUCGUUGGGCAGCAACACCAGCAACGGAUCGUCCAACAACCAGCAGAACGGACACGGAUCCGGUUCCUCGUCGGCACCCUCGCCGACACCCAUCACCAGCUCGUUCAAGGGUUCGCCUAGUCCUGUGCCAGCUUUCAUCCCACGCACCACCGCCCCGCUCACCUUCACCACCGCUACCUUCGCCCAGACCAAGUUUGGCAGCACCAAACUGAAAACCAGCAGCAAACGGGCGAACAGAAUGUCUCCCACCGAGUUCUCGAACUACAUUAAGCAGCGCGCCAUGCAGCAACAGAUCCACCAUCACCAUCAUCACCAGCAGCACCAACAGCAGCAGCAGCAGCAGCAACAGCAACAGCAACAACAGCAGCAACAGCAAGCAGCCGCUGGUGGGUUACCAGUGUCGCAAAGAUCUCCCCGCAGUCGCAGCCUGUCUCCUGGAAGCAUAGUCGCCGGCGCUGGCCAACAACACACGGAUCCGAGCGCGUACUUCUUCCAGCACGGUCCGACCGCGUAUCAUCCGCAGUUCCCUCAUCGCAACAUCUUCGACUCGUCCAGCCACGGCGGUUACCUGUCCGGCGAUCUGUACACGGGCGCCAAUUUCCCGUCGUCCUACCUCGAUCCUACCACGAUCACCGGUCAUCAGUUCUACGCUGGCACCGUGAACGGAAGCAGCAACGCGGCCGGAAGCAACGGCAACUCGCAGACAGCCGGCAAUCUCGGUCCGGUCGGUUCCACCGCGGCCAACAGCAACGUGAACGGUAUCGGUCAGCAACAGGACAAGACCGCGCUGGUCGAAGGUCUGAAUAACUUCGGCCUCGGUUCCGUCGCGCCGUAUCCUGCUAGCCAGUACCAGCACCUGCUCGUAGCCAACUAACACCCCAAACGAGUGGAAACCGAGUGACUAACGCGGCUCGAGCCGCGUCUCAUCCUCGGUGUUGCUUCGUCAGACAGGAGGAAGAAGAGAGACGGAGGCCUCCUUCCGCUCUCUCAAGCGUCGAGACAUCGUCCAGAGUCUAGGUUCCGUACCCUGACCAUACCUGAUCCGCUUGCACCAUCUGAUCCGAAGGUUUCUUGCGCGUAGCUGACGAUGCCGUCGAUUCCUGCUCAUCCAUUAGUUCCCACUCUGUCUCUCUCUCCGAAGUUAACCAAAUAUCGUCGUCGCCACGGUAGCCCCAAGCCAUCACCCUACGAUCGAUCAUCGACGUCGUCGUCUCCGGCGAUGCGCCAAUCAUUCGUCUAGCUGAUUCGUUCGCUCCCGUUUUCUCGUACGAGAGGAUCCUUUUCGUCCAGAGAGGAUUCUCGUGGUGUUCAAUCGGUCCAUCGAUUCACACCAGCGACGCGAAACGUCGGGGAGGAAGAGGAGCUUCACUUCGGCGAAGAGGAACGAGCAAUUGCACCAGGUGGACGCGCGACGCGAGUUGAUGAGAAAAACAGGGAGAGAGCGAAUGAGAGAGCGAGAAAGACCGUGUGUUGGGUGCGCCUGUGUACCGAUGCGUGCUUGCAAGACGUUUAGGAGAGGAGCCAUGAGGCGGAACGAAGAGGAGGAGGGACUUUGACGCGACGGGACUCGCGAACACGAACGAGCGAUCGACUAACGUAGAGCCGCGGUGUAUACUAAUGUUCGUCAUUGAAAACCACCGACACGGACCCGGCGUUGCAACGGCGUUAGGCGUCCGUUCGACGGUAUUAGAAAAAAAAAAAAAAAUAAUGGCUGCUCCUGUUGCGUUACAGUUACGUUAAUCUAGAGCAGCCACUCGAGACGAGCACAGACAGAGUGAGAGGGAAUGACACGGACCAACGUAUCGGUUUCCAGAGUAACAAGUCGAACGAACACGCCGCGCGCCCACACCUGGGACACCUAAAACAGCCAAGAGAAACACAGACACGUGCACACGAAGUACGUAAAAUUCCACACAAGCCCAGAUUUCACACGCAACCGGACACACUCUCACCCACCAUUUACCUGGCGACACACAUUGUAUACAUAACGUACGUACAUAACACGCACCCCCUGCUGAUGGACGAUCAUCGGAUACACGAGCAGGCCGGGGUGGACACUUUAUCGCGCACGACUUCACCAACACGUACACAGAUAUUACCAACGCGUAAUAAUUUAUUUUUUCACUGGUAUAGUCGGAGAAUUGAUAAUGAAUAUAUCUGUAGAGCCUAUGUAUUAUAUUCAAGAUAUGCACUCACUUGGCGGGUUCUCGCGAAACGGUUAGGGACUACUUGUAGCCUCUGCCGAUCCGUCGACGAACGAAAGAGAAAAGCAGCCGUUAGCCGGGAACGUUGACGACCGCUCGUGCAUUCGUCUCGUUCGCGUCGAAAUACGAUACAUAUAUAUACCGGAGAACGACCAGGAGUAUCGAUACACGAAAUAAAAGACCCAGUUACGUCUGUCUGUCCGUCGUGUUUUCUCCAACGAUCGAGGAAAGGGACACGCAGCCGCUGGGCGAAGAAUCCGGCGGAGGAUUCAUUGUCGAUCGAGUCGCAGAUGGUGCUCGCGGUUCCAUACCGUUCGGAAAACUCGUCCUCGGUACGAUUUUACAUUUUAUUUUUAUAAUAAAUGCAGUAGAGCGUAGAGAGAGAGAGAAAGCAAAGGAGAAGGAGAGUAGAAAAGGAAACGAAUGGCGGCAUAUUCGCGCCGAACGAGAAAUACGGCUGAGUUGCGCGACAACUGCUCCCGACGAACCGGACUGCACGAUUUCCCUUCGACGCGAGGGUCCGAGUGAUUCUUCAGGGUUCUCCAGAAUCAUCGAGCAGCAUUCUCGUGUCGUGGAAGUUGGUGACAACCGGUCGCGGCAGUCGAGGAACUUUCCUAAUUCCGUGCUAUCGGGGCUUUCCAGCUCGCUUUAAUUUCUAGCUGUCUCAUCGAUCCUCUCUUGGCUCUGGAGAAGAGGUGACCGGCUGUCCAAACUUCCCUGUCGUAAGUUUCAAUUCUGCCGAAAGUUCGGUAACGUUCGGAGAUCGUUGGGAUCGAGAACAAAGGGCCGAGGGCGUCUUAGGCGAACAAAGGUGUCGCGGUUAGCCGUGGGCAGCGCGCAACCAGCCAGGGAUUUCCGUUCGCGAGAUUAAUUAGGUGAUUACGUUAUUAAGUCCUUCGUUGCCGUCCUCGACGGUCGAACUACGAUUCCGAUUCCUUGGAUAUUCGAAAGUGUCGCUGUGUUUCACGAGAUCUUCGCGGAGUGCCAAUGAUGGGACGAAUUUCAUUUAGAAACAAAUUUUUUACCUCUUAGUCGAAUGAAAUUAAUUUUGAACUUAAUUCAAAAGAAAAUCCGCGCGUCUGAAAAAGCGAUCAGUUUUCACUGAUUAAUCUCUAAAUUCUCUUUUUUUUUUUUAUUCGAUCCUCGGCUUCUCGAAUCGUAUCCGUUCGUCGAGACGGACAUCCGGUAGACAGCAACGAUGGCGGAGGUGCCGCGAGCCGCGGGCCGGGCACUAGGUGCUAAAAGUAUUAAAAAAGAAAAAUACAAAAAAAAAGAAAACAGUGUUUAAUCUUGUCGUCGUGGGACAAACGUACGGAAUACGCGUGACAGGAAACUGUCGACCGGCUCGCGAGUAAAAACCACCGCCCUGUACAGCGAGGAAAUACUCGGCAUUCGUCGAUCGAUCGGCUCGGUUCAGCCGCGAGUCCUCUUCUCCUUAGACUAGUUUCUUACCUUAGCGUCACUUCUAAACGCGCCGAGCGUGUAGUAUCAUUUGAAGCGUGACGUUCUCAUCGUUUUUUCGUACGAAUUUUUGAUAUAGCCCGUUUUGUAUACGAAUGACGAGCAACUUCCGGUACCGUCGGUCGCGAUCGACCGUCGUACCCGUCUGAAUCGCGAGCGAAAGAUCGACGAACACGCGAAUUUCUUCACCAGAAGUGAUUGAUACUUUUAUCUAAGCCUGUUAAUCGAACUUGUACUAAGAAUAUUUCCUCUACAAAAAAAAAACUGUUCUUACUGCGGUCUACUAACGAUGUUAAUUAUAAAUGAUCGAUGUUAAACAGUCACUUCCUAGAAAUUAAUCUGGUGGACGAGCGAGCAAGUCGGCAGACGAUGUUUCCGGUCGCGUGGGGGGGUGCUAAACAAGUUUUUAAACUGCGGAACUAAUAAGGGUAGUAGAAAGGGGGGAUGAGAUCCGCGAUGGAAUAGAGGCGAGUGGUGAGAAGACGAGAGGAACAGUACCCUUUAGUAAUAUCUAAACUUAAUUGUAACUAUUAACGAUACGUACGACUGUGGUAGCUAUGCUAGUACCUGCUAUUGUUAAAGAGAGAAAGAGAGGGAGAGAGAGAGCGAGGAAAGCACGUGAAAGAGAGAAAGUGAGGGAGAGGUAGAGAGCGAAAGAGAAGUCGAAAGAGUGAUCGAGAGGAUUUGGGAAAUUUGUGGAUUGAUUUUAAACGAAACCAAUGUCCAUCCGUCGGAGUUUCGAGAUCGUUAGAUCGAUCAUCGUUGAUUUCCUCGCGAUAAAAUAUAACAUUCGCGACGGUGAACGAUGGAGAAUUCGAUCGCGGACAGCUUCGAGACGAGAAGGACGAGCAUCGGAGAGGGAGAGACAACUCCUCGCGCCGAUUAUUUUUCUAAUCUUUGUAAUCGCCAACGAAAGAAAGGGUUUCUCGAGUACGGGAAUUCUUUGAAAAAUCCUCCGUUCGACCGGAAGAAGAUCCUAUUAGAGACGAUUUGUCGCGUCGUGAAUGGUGGUCCUAGCGUCUCGAGGCGACGCGACUCGCCGGGAUAAUCGAUGAUGCCGGAAAGGGUUGAGAGAGAGAGAGAGAGAGAGGAGGCAAGCGUUGCAAUAAGUUGCGAAUCAAAUGUGGAUCUCGGCUUGAGACGAGAGGCUCAGCUCAGCGAAGAAUCAAACACACACAUACACACACACACACACAUAAAAUUUACACAUACGAUGUAUACUCUUUUUAGCAGAAGAGAAAAUGGUGCGGGAUUGAAAUGGAAAUCGGGAAGGAGGGGAGAAAAGACGGAUGUAAAAAGGGAUAUAUUGAUAGAGCAUACAUUGAAGAUAUACAAAAGAUAAACAUAUAGUAUUAUACGAUUACAAUACGAUUGUAAUGAAACACUUUGUAAGCCAGGAAACAAACAGAAAAAGAAAAAAGAAAUUACGCAUAGUUUUCCAUAAUCUGUAAUGGAUGUAUUCGUUAACAAAAAAAUGAAAAAAAGAAAAAAAACAGAAAAAGACGAGGGCGGGAAGUUAAGGUUUAAUUACACGGGCACACACAUACGUACACGUACACAUACACGCCGUUCGAAGUAACUCGGGUACACGACACAAGAAGUAAAAGAAAAAGAACAAAAAAAAAAAAAA
Osmia bicornis bicornis is the source of this 6696-nucleotide messenger RNA. Its product is annotated as protein Tob1-like. Gene Ontology annotation, biological process: regulation of gene expression. Gene Ontology annotation, molecular function: transcription corepressor activity. The record is from RefSeq and is a predicted model, not a curated record. Gene Ontology annotation, cellular component: cytoplasm; nucleus. Lineage: Eukaryota; Metazoa; Arthropoda; Insecta; Hymenoptera; Megachilidae. The transcript is spliced from 5 exons. The coding region runs from base 908 to 2275 and encodes 455 amino acids.